Urocitellus parryii (Arctic ground squirrel) is the source of this 1995-nucleotide messenger RNA. It is a transcript of the gene Marchf9, whose product is annotated as membrane associated ring-CH-type finger 9. Gene Ontology annotation, molecular function: zinc ion binding; ubiquitin-protein transferase activity. NCBI's taxonomy places the organism in Eukaryota, Metazoa, Chordata, Mammalia, Rodentia, Sciuridae. The record is from RefSeq and is a predicted model, not a curated record. Gene Ontology annotation, biological process: protein ubiquitination. Gene Ontology annotation, cellular component: trans-Golgi network; Golgi stack.
GAAGGAGCCGCCAUUUGCCACCGCCGAGCGCACGGGCCGAGCCGAGCCGGAUCCGGGAGCCGGAGCGGGACUGGGGCCGGAGGACGGCGAUGGGGGGCGGCCCCGCCGCAGGAGGACCCGGGCGCGUAACCCCGGGGGCCCGGCCCGCUCCGGACCCGGACCCGCAGGGCGCGGCACCCUGAGCCCCCCUCCCCGCCCCCUGCCCCGGUCAUGGUUGCCUACCCUGCCGCCCCUGGGCCACCAGCCCUCUCGGCCUCGCGAGCCCCGGAGCCCGGGUGGUGUCAGCAGUGAAAGGCGUUUGCAGGCCCGGAAGACCCCAGCCCGGCUCGGCUCUCCAGCGCGCGCCCCCUUCCCGGCCUUGUCCCUUCCCUUCCCCCCGCCGCCCAAGAGCCCCCCUUGCACGCCGCCCCCCGCCCCCCGGCGCCCGGACGAUGCUCAAGUCUCGGCUCCGCAUGUUCCUGAACGAGCUGAAGCUGCUGGUGCUGACGGGCGGGGGGCGGCCCCGGGCCGAGCCGCAGCCCCGGGGGGGCGGGGGAGGCGGCUGCGGCUGGGCGCCUUUCGCCGGCUGCUCCACCCGGGACGGCGACGGCGACGAGGAGGAGUACUACGGGUCGGAGCCGCGGGCCCGGGGCCUGGCCGGGGACAAGGAGCCGCGGACCGGACCCCCGCCACCGCCCGCGCCGCCACCACCACCCCCGGGCGCACUGGAUGCCCUGUCGCUCAGCAGCAGCCUGGAUAGCGGACUCCGAACCCCUCAGUGCCGGAUCUGCUUCCAGGGCCCAGAGCAGGGGGAGCUCCUGAGCCCCUGCCGCUGUGACGGAUCGGUGCGCUGCACUCACCAGCCCUGCCUCAUCCGCUGGAUCAGUGAGAGGGGCUCCUGGAGCUGUGAACUCUGCUACUUCAAGUACCAGGUCCUGGCGAUCAGCACCAAGAACCCAUUGCAGUGGCAGGCCAUCUCCCUGACAGUCAUCGAGAAAGUCCAGAUUGCAGCCAUAGUUCUGGGCUCGCUCUUCCUCGUCGCCAGCAUCUCCUGGCUUAUCUGGUCCUCACUCAGCCCUUCAGCCAAGUGGCAACGACAAGAUCUGCUCUUUCAGAUCUGUUACGGCAUGUACGGCUUCAUGGAUGUUGUCUGCAUAGGCCUCAUCGUUCAUGAAGGCUCUUCUGUCUACCGAAUCUUCAAGCGCUGGCAGGCAGUGAACCAGCAGUGGAAGGUGCUGAAUUAUGACAAGACAAAAGACAUAGGAGGAGAUGCAGGGGGAGGGACAGCAGGGAAGCCAGGCCCUAGGACCUCACGGACGGGCCCCCCCACUGGGGCUACCAGCCGUCCCCCAGCUGCCCAGCGCAUGCGGACGCUCUUGCCUCAGCGCUGUGGUUAUACAAUCCUGCACCUCCUUGGACAGCUGCGGCCACCAGAUGCCCGUUCCAGCUCCCAUUCUGGUCGAGAAGUUGUCAUGAGGGUCACCACCGUCUGAUCUGGAUUCCAAAAGCAGGGAUCUUAAGUCAAUGCAUCAGCCAGACACAAGCUCUCAUGGCUGCUGGAGGAACCACCUGGACAAGGUGUUUGGGGCAGUGGCCCCCACCACUGAGGAUCUUUGUGGGCAGCCUCAGGCUGGAGACAUUGUCUGUUCUCUACUGCCCACUGAGUAGACACCUGGAUGACAUUCUAGCCACCAUUGACAGCUCCUCAUACUCAUCCUGAGAUGGUCAGUGGGCAGGUGGGGAGAGCAGCUUUUCUUCCCUGGAAAGAACCGUCUUUACCUCAGCUCCUAGGGCCUCCAGCCCCCCCUCACCCCAGCUCCACCAUGGUGACUUGGCAAAGGGGGACCGAUGCCAGAAGAAAGGGGCUGUAGACCCCCAUUCCCCAUCCCAUGGCCACAGGGCAUCUGGCAAUAAGACUAGUAUACAUUGACCUCCCGUUCCCUGCAUGAGGGCGGGGGACUUCCCCCUGCUCCAUCCCCCAUUGCAUGGGGGAAGGGCAUAAAGAAUCAUUUAUAU